Messenger RNA from Aureobasidium melanogenum CBS 110374, 1644 nucleotides. RefSeq names its product amino acid transporter. Gene Ontology annotation, cellular component: membrane. The transcript has 2 exons. The record is from RefSeq and is a predicted model, not a curated record. Gene Ontology annotation, molecular function: transmembrane transporter activity. Gene Ontology annotation, biological process: transmembrane transport; amino acid transport. The coding region runs from base 1 to 1644 and encodes 547 amino acids. NCBI's taxonomy places the organism in Eukaryota, Fungi, Ascomycota, Dothideomycetes, Dothideales, Saccotheciaceae.
AUGGCCGCUGGCCAUGGUCAAGCCGCACCUUCGACCAAGAACCAACUCGGCGAGACGCGAAAAGUGUCAAACGAAGAGAGCGGAGUCGAUGUCGACGAGUCCGAUGCCAUUCUGUUGGCCAUGGGCUACAAGCCCGAGAUGGCACGCAACCGAUCAACCCUUCAAGUCGCCUUCAUGUCUUUCGUCCUUGCCUCGAUUCCCUACGGUCUCGCGACAACUUUCUACUAUCCUCUUGUAGGUGGUGGCCCGGCAAACAUUAUCUGGGGAUGGAUCAUGGUCAGUUUGAUCAUUAUCUGUGUCGCUGCAAGUCUGGGUGAGAUUACUUCGGUCUACCCGACGGCUGGUGGCGUCUACUACCAGACAUUCAUGUUGGCGCCAGCCAAGUACAAGAGAGUCUUGUCGUGGAUCUGCGGUUGGGCAUAUGUCGUUGGAAACAUCACGAUUACUCUGGCUGUCAACUUCGGUUCUGCACUGUUUAUCAUCUCGUGUGUGAAUGUCUUCGAGUCGUCGCCUGGUGUCGGCAUAUGGGACGCCAGCAACUGGGAAACAUUUUUGGUCUUUGUUGCCAUUACCCUUUUCUGCAACCUUGUCUCUUCGUUGGGAAACAGAUGGUUGGCUCUAGUUGAUACUUUUGCCAUCUUCUGGACUCUUGCUGGUGUUAUUGCCAUUCUCAUCACCACACUCGUGAUGGCCAAGGGUGGCCGACACUCUGGCAAGUACGUCUUUACUGACUUCGAGCCCCAGUCAGGAUGGCCCCGUGGAUGGUCCUUCUGUGUCGGUCUUCUGCAAGCAGCAUACGCAACCUCGUCGACUGGUAUGAUCAUUUCAAUGUGUGAAGAAGUUCAAGAGCCUGCAACUCAGGUCCCCAAGGCAAUGGUUGCGACCAUUAUUCUCAACCUUAUUGCUGGCCUCAUGUUCUUGCUUCCUCUUCUGUUCGUUAUUCCUGACCUCAGCAUGCUUGCUGCCCUCGCAUCAGGACAGCCCGUACCUACCAUCAUUGCCACUGCCGUCGGUUCACCUGGUGGCGCCAUUGGUUUGCUUCUUCCUCUUAUGGUUCUCGGUCUUAUCUGCGGUAUUGGAUGCACUACCGCAGCAUCACGCUGCGUCUGGGCCUUCUCCCGCGACGGUGCCAUUCCUGGUAGCAAAUGGUGGAAGCAGGUCAACAACACCACUGCUCUGGAAGGUGUGCCUCUUAACGCCAUGUUGCUCAGCAUGAUUGUGCAGAUUUUGCUCGGUGUCAUCUACUUUGGAUCGGUCGCCGCAUACAACGCCUUCUCUGGUGUUGGUGUUAUUUGCUUGACUGUGUCAUACGCCAUGCCCAUCGCUACCAGUCUCUUCACUGGUCGCAAGCAUGUUGAGGGUGCUCCCUUUGCUCUUGGACCUCUCGGACUGUUUUGCAACAUCGUCGCUCUCGCAUGGAGCUGUCUUGCUGUGCCAUUGUUCUGCAUGCCGACUACUGUGCCUGUCACCGCCACACUCAUGAACUACGCAUCAGUGGUCUUCGUCGCUUUCUUCUUGAUUGCAGGUGCAUGGUACUUCGUGUGGGGUAAGAAGAAUUACCAGGGACCCCCAACCCAUGAAGAUACCGCCCUGGAGACCAGGCGCAGUAUUUCUGAGGCAAGGAGGCAUUCGAAGGUGGCAUGA